Messenger RNA from Gadus macrocephalus (Pacific cod), 2453 nucleotides. Its product is annotated as adenosine receptor A1-like. Gene Ontology annotation, biological process: G protein-coupled adenosine receptor signaling pathway. NCBI's taxonomy places the organism in Eukaryota, Metazoa, Chordata, Actinopteri, Gadiformes, Gadidae. Gene Ontology annotation, cellular component: membrane; synapse; dendrite. Gene Ontology annotation, molecular function: G protein-coupled adenosine receptor activity. The record is from RefSeq and is a predicted model, not a curated record. The coding region runs from base 1 to 1023 and encodes 340 amino acids. The transcript has 3 exons.
AUGUCUGUGGAUUGGGAUCCUUGGUUCGCCUCCUACAUCGCCAUGGAGGUGGUUAUCGCGGUGUUGUCGGUACUCGGGAACGUCCUUGUGGUCUGGGCGGUGAUCCUCAACCGCUCCCUCAGAGACACCACCUUCUGCUUCAUCGUCUCGCUGGCCCUGGCCGACAUCGCAGUGGGCUCUCUUGCCAUCCCGCUCGCCAUCACCAUCAGCAUCGGGUUGCAGACCACCUUCUACAGCUGCCUCGUGGGCACCUGCACCAUGCUGGUGCUGACCCAGAGCUCCAUCCUGGCGCUGCUGGCCAUCGCCAUCGACCGCUACCUGAGGGUCAAGAUACCCAUGAGCUACAGGUGGGUGGUGACACCCCGGCGUGCGAGCACGGCCGUGGGGCUGUGUUGGCUGGUGUCCUUUAUGGUGGGCCUAACACCCUUGCUUGGCUGGAACAAGCUGCAGCACGCCAACGGCUCCGUGGGCAGUGGGCCCGAGGCCCAGAUGACCUGUACGUUUGAGAACGUCAUCAGCAUGGACUACAUGGUGUAUUUCAACUUCCUCGGCUGGGUGCUGCCCCCCCUGCUGCUCAUGCUUCUCAUCUACAUAGAGAUAUUCUACAUAAUCCACAAGCAUCUCAACAAGAAGGUAACAGCCAGCCAAGCGGGCCCCAGGCGACGCCAAGACUACGGCAAGGAGCUGAAACUGGUCAAGUCCCUGGCACUGGUGCUGUUCCUCUUCACCGUCAGCUGGCUCCCAGUGCACAUCCUCAACUGCAUCACGUUGUUCUGCCCCAAGUGCGUUGAGCACAGGAAGGGCAUUCGCAUCGCCAUCCUGCUGAGCCACGGCAACUCGGCGGUCAACCCCGUCGUCUACUCUUUCCACAUCAAUAAGUUCCAUACGGCAUUCCGGAAGAUCUGGCAGCAGUACAUCCUGUGCAGGGAUCCGGUGGGCAAGCUGCCUCAGAAAAGUGGUCAGAGUGGCUGGAACCACGCGGUGAGGCGCAGGCAGAACAGCAAGGAUGCCCAUGAGUUUUGAUCCGGAGUUCAUUGGUUUGAGUUGGGGCCUCAGGACACACAUCGGCCAGGAUUCAUUACAUAAUCAAUUCAGAAUUGUAUGAAUUCUGGGAUUCAAACAUUGCCUUGUUAUGUGGCGAUUUCAGCAGAGCAAUCACUGGGUCCUUCAUGGAGAUAGACACAGACUCUAAUAAAAGAGACUUCGGUUUUUCCGUCCAUAGAAUUAAGGACUACAAAUAUGGAGGCCAAAUGGAGAUCCGGAAUUAGCCAACAUAAUCAUAGACACGUGACUUGAUUUGUUUUGAUGUCUUAAAUGAGAAAUUAUGUCAUAUGGGGUAAGGGGCUUCACACAAUCUCCAACAGGAAUCUCUAACAAUGUGCUUGCAGUAUAUCAUAGUAUUUACAUGCCCUCAAUAUCUUUCUGCCUUUUCCGAAUGACCUUGCUUGAAUCUCAUUAGGAGAGAAAAAUUCAGUUUGCUGUGCUAUAGUGCUUUAGUAUACAUUUUUUUUAUAUAAGUAAAAUAAGUCAUAGUUUAACAGGAGAGUAAACAUAUUGUGAAGAUAUUGUUUGCUACCUUUGAGUACUAAUAUAGAUAAAGGUAGAAGCCAGUAAGACUUUGGCCAUAGCAGUGAGCUAAUUAAGGCUAUGACACAGGUAAGGCUGUGAUAAUCGGUACAACAGACAACUGUGAUGUGAAGAAAAAAAUAGAGGAUAAUAUGACACUUAACAUGCACUUUCUUUUUUAAUAAAGGUGAUCUCAAAAUGAAACCUUGCAGACAAAUAGAGAAAUUACUACUGAAACGAGAGUAUUAUGGUGUGCGGUUUCAAACAAAUGUUAAUUUAUUUAUACAAUAGAAUAUACCUAAAAUAGUCAUGAUAAAUCUGAAAACAAUAAAUUAUUAUAUGAACAUACCAUCUAUAAAUGUUAAUACUAGAUAUAAAAUACUUUACAGUUGCUCAAAUAAGCAUUAGCUUAUUGUGCUAUAAUAGUUAUUUAGCUUUCUACCAACAGGUCCUGUGUCUAUGUUUCUUCAUAGAAUAAAUUACGUACCCAUAUGCACGCACACACAUACAAACAUUGGAGAAGGGAACCAUCUAUUAGUAUCUUCUUGAGGUUUUAAGACAUUAUUGUUCUGUCUCAAGCUGUCCAUCUAUAUAGCAGUGAUGUGAAAAGUCAAAAAUACUGUACAAUUUAUCUGUAUUAUCAACAUGGACUACCUGGUGCUACAAGUAAAAUAGCGUAACUUUACAUUGGAGCAUAUCAGGCCUAUUGACUAUCUAUCUGCAUAUGUGUGUGCUUUCAUAUGUGUGUAUGGUUUUCUGAGUUCAUGUUUGGGUAUGCACAAAGAGAUGAUUGCAAAACUAGGUGUAACCGAAACGUUAUGUUAAGUCAGGAUGAAACACAUUUGUUGUGUAAAAAUUACCACAAUAAAUGCUGCUUUUCUAUGUAG